Cyprinus carpio (common carp) is the source of this 975-nucleotide messenger RNA. RefSeq lists its product as uncharacterized. The transcript has 3 exons. The coding region runs from base 182 to 817 and encodes 211 amino acids. Lineage: Eukaryota; Metazoa; Chordata; Actinopteri; Cypriniformes; Cyprinidae. The record is from RefSeq and is a predicted model, not a curated record.
AUAUUUUCUCCAUUAAUGAUACUUGAUAUUUUUCUUGAUAUUGUGCAAUGUGGAAUUAGUUUACUGUAGGAGUUCUUCCAGUCUCAAGUACCACCUAAACGCAAAGCAUCCCUUAGCUAAUGCGGAAGAUGCUGGGCCAAGCACAGAUGUAGGGCAGAGGAAGAGUCAUCGUCAAACUACUAUGUUUGAGUUCAACCGAGGCAAGCCAGUCAGCACAGCUCUAUCAGCCAAGCUAACUAAUCUCCUCGCUCAGUGGAUUGCCACCAGCUGCCGGCCCAUCAGCGUGGUUGAAGAUGAUGGGCUCGAGCUUGUUCUCCAGGCGGCCACAGGUGUGACGAAAACAGAGGAGCGUCACUUUGCAGAAGAGUGUGCCAGGCAGUUUCUCGACGUCACUAAUCAGUGGGGGAUAGCUGACAAAAUCAGCACUAUUAGAACAGACAGCGCUCCUAAUAUGGUGGCAGCAGGGAGGAUACUGCCAUUUGAGCAUUUGCCCUGUGUUGCGCAUGUUGUACAGAGAGCUAUUGUAAUGUCACUUCGGGAAGGUGUUUUUGAUGGUGCAUUGGCCAAGUGGCGUAAAGUGGUCAGACUCUUCAAACACAGUCCGGCCAACUCAGAUGAGCUGAAUGUCCAGCAACCCUCCCUUGGACAAGUUCAGGAGCCACUCGUGCAAGAUGUUCCAACACGGUGGAAUUCCACCCUUGAGAUAAUCAAGCACGUGAGGCACAACAGAGACGCACUGCACACAAUGCUGUCUCAGCAGAAGCACAAUCUGGCCCUCCCAACAAAUGCUGAAUAUGAGAAGUUGGCAAACUUCUAGAGAAACUGCUGGAGCCAUGCAGGUACAUCACUGAGCUCCUUGGUGGGGAUAAGCAGGGGCGUGUCUAGAGCAUUUUAAAUGGGGUGGCCAGUCUGGGGCACUGGUGCAAAAGGGUGGGGGGGGCACGAUGUAUGUUAAAAUACAUCGUGUAUGCACUC